Messenger RNA from Clonostachys solani, 1131 nucleotides. Lineage: Eukaryota; Fungi; Ascomycota; Sordariomycetes; Hypocreales; Bionectriaceae. The record is from the annotation of a GenBank genome assembly.
AUGGCGGACUGCUACAAGCUCACCGCCGUCUCCGACUUCACCAAGUAUGUCGAGGCCCUGUCGGAUGAGACGGGAUAUGAGGCCAGCAGACUCCAGGAGUGCAAGCCUGUGAUCUGCCAGGCCAUCUACGGCAUCGGCAACCCGGACAUCUCGGGCAUCGGCGUCGCCAUCGGCUACAUCAUUGAGAUCGCCCUCGGCUUCACCCUCGCCAUCCUUCUCCUCCUCCAAACCCGCCUCGACCCCUCGCUCAGGUCCAUCCCCUCGCAGGUCCUCCUCACCGGCCUCCGCAGCUUCUUCAACGCCGCCGCCUUCUUCUCCAUCGCCGUCCAGAUCGCCACCAUCUCCCUCCUCGUCCAGAAGGACUUCGGCAUCGCCACCUCCGACUUCGGCGCCAUCGAGGCCCAGAUCGCCCAGGCCGUCUCCGUCGUCUCCAUGCUGCCCCUGCUGUACCCGGCCCUCCUCCUCAGUGGCAUAGACUCCUCCUCCUCUUCCGCCUCCUCCUCCUCGCCCCGGUCCAACCCCCGCCUCUUCUUGCUCAACCUCGCCGCCGCGCUGUCCUUCUACCCCUUCCUCUCCCGCAACCUGCACGCCUUCGGGCCGGGCGACUCCCGCCCCAUCGGGGACGGGUCGGGCAGCGACGUGUCGACGGCGGACUGGGCCAAGGUCGAGAGGCUGUGCUUCGCCGACGGGCUCGACGGCCUGCGCCACGACGCGCUCUACGCCGCCAUCCCGCCGCUCGAGCUCGCCGCCUCCCUCGUCGUGUACCUCGCGACCCUCUGGCAGAUGUGCGGGCUCGUCGGCGCGCACUACUCCCCCGCCAAGGACCAGCAGAAGCGGCACGCCGUGGUUGUCGGCGCCGGCCGCGUCGUCCUCUGGCGGGGGAGGGUGGGCGAGUGGUUCCGCAGCCACCGGCUCUGGGCCGCCCUGCUCAUGCUCGUCCCGCUGGGGCUCGCGGUGCCUCUGCUCUGGGUCAUCUUCCACCUGCGGGGCUUGCAGGAGGAGCUGGCGAGGAACAUGGAGGAGGACUACGGGGGCAAUAAUUGGGGGUUUGGGCAGAUUGUGGCCGUGGUCUUGUACCUCCCUGUUGCGGUUGACAUGCUCUAUCGUGGGAGGUUUGGAUACCAGGUUUGA